AUGGGUGAUAUUGUGAGCCUGUCAUCAAAGUAUCCACAUGUUGGUAAUCGUAAAAUUCAACAUAUUCAAUCCAGUUCAACGCGAAGUUUCUUCAACGGUAAAAAUGCAAUGGACGAUAUUCUAUCAGUUCUAACUUCGGCUCAUAAUUUAUUCGAAAAGGGUUGUUACCAGAAAGCUAGAAUCCAUUUUCAACGAAGCUAUGAUAUGUUAAAUACAUUUAUGGAUGCUGUUGAUGAACGAGACGAACUUCAAUGUGAUAUCGGCCUUCAAAUUGCUAGUACAUAUCAUGAACAAGGCUUAUAUGAUCAAGCUAAUGAGCAUAUUCUAUGUUCUGAAGUUUUAGCUAGCAAGCUGGAUGAUCGUGUCAGGACUGCGAAUUGCUUUGAUGCAAAAGGAAAAAUCAGUUUUAUGAAAAAUAGCCUUCAAGAAGCAUUUGAUUAUUUUAAUCAAUCAUUAGAUAUUAAGUUACUUAUUUUACCGCAUAACCAUAUUGAUAUUAGUGAUACUUAUGAUAAUAUUGGAGAUGUAUAUAAGAAAAAAUGUAAGCAUCAAAAUGCUCUAGCCUUCUAUAACAAAUCUUUAACUAUUAGAUUGAAUUUAUUCGAAGAUACUGCUAAUUUACGUCUUGCGUCAUCGUAUCAUCGACUUGGUAGUAUUUACUGCUUACAGCGUCAAUACAUCGAUGCUUUAGUAAUGCAUCAAAAAUCCCUCAGCAUGAAAUUGUGUUUGUUAGACAAUGCAAGCUUACCCGUUGCUAACUCGUAUCAUGAAAUGGGAGCCGUCUACUGGAGGCAGGGUAAAAUUAAUGAUGCUCUUGCAUUACACAAUACAUCCCUCGAAACUAGAUUGGAAAUAGUCGGUAAUAGUCAUUUAGAUGUAGCAUCCUCUUACCACGAAAUUGGAAUUAUCUACGGUAUACAAGGUCAAUAUAAAAAUUCUUUAUCAAUGCACGAAAAAUCAUUGAAAAUUCGACUAGAUAUAUUAGGAGAUGAUCACUUAGACAUUGCAGCAUCAUACUAUUGCCUUGGUAAUAUCUUUCACCUUAAUAAUCAGCAACAUGAUGCUCUAACCCUGCAUCAAAAAUGUCUUAAUAUUAUUUUGAAAUUGUUGGAUGAUAAUAAUUUACAUGCUGCCGAUUCUUAUCACGCAAUUGGAAGUAUCUAUAUGAAGCAACAAAGAUACAACGAUGCCUUAAAAAUGCAUCAGCAAUGUCUAAGUAUUAAGUUAGCGGAUUUAGGAAGCAAUACCUUGGAUGUUGCUGCUUCAUACAAUGAAAUUGGAAAUAUACUCACCAAGCAAGGUAAACAUAAUGAUGCCCUAUCAUUAUAUCAAAAAGCGUUAGAAAUUAAAUUAGACGUUCUUGGUAUGAAAAAUAUACAUGUAGCAGCUAUUUAUCGUUCUCUUGGUAAUAUCUACUGUGUGCUCGAACAAUAUGAUCUUGCAAAGUUAAGAUUUCAAAAAUCCCUAGAUAUACUGUUGGACUUACGAGGUAGUGAUAAUUUAGAUGCGGCAAGCUUAUAUUACGAAAUCGGAACAAUUUAUCACAUCCAGGGCAAAAACAAUGACGCGAUAGGAAUGUUAGAAAAAUCACUUAGCAUAAGAUUAGCCAUCAUGGGCAAUGCUAGUAGCGCUGUGGCAAAAUCUUAUUAUAAACUUGGUUCUGUCUACAGAAGCCAACUAAAGUACAAUAAGGCUUUAUCUUUACAUCAUAAGUCUCUAUCAAUUAGAUUGGAAAUCUUGAGUAAUUGUAACUUGGAUGUUGCCGAUUCCUAUCAUGAGAUUGGCAACGUAUAUUAUUCGCAACAUAAAUAUAGUAAUGCGAUAUCAGCUUAUAAGAAAUCUUUAAACAUGAGAUUAGAAAUUUACGAAAACAUUCAUCUAGAUAUUGCCAAGUCUUAUCAUAACCUUGGGCAAUCUUAUUAUCAGCAAUCAAACUAUCCUGAUGCCCUAUCUAUGUUUCAAGAGUCUCUUAAUGCCUUUAUCCAACUGUACGAUGAAAAUCAUCCGACUGUAGCUGAUGCAUACGAUAAUAUAGCAAAAGUGUAUGAUAAUCUAAAUUAUGUUACUGAUGCUAAUCAAAUGCGUAAGAAUGCCUCAACUCUCCACUCUAAUUUACAAUUACUAUCCAAUAAAAAAGAAAAUGAUAAGACAGUAGAAAUUUAUUAA
Messenger RNA from Trichoplax adhaerens, 2166 nucleotides. RefSeq lists its product as uncharacterized. The coding region runs from base 1 to 2166 and encodes 721 amino acids. Lineage: Eukaryota; Metazoa; Placozoa; Uniplacotomia; Trichoplacea; Trichoplacidae. Gene Ontology annotation, molecular function: protein binding. The record is from RefSeq and is a predicted model, not a curated record. The transcript has a single exon.